Auanema sp. JU1783 is the source of this 1707-nucleotide messenger RNA. NCBI's taxonomy places the organism in Eukaryota, Metazoa, Nematoda, Chromadorea, Rhabditida, Rhabditidae. The record is from the annotation of a GenBank genome assembly.
CUGCAUGCGGUUGAUUGCGGCCCAAGGAAUUAUGAAGAUGGCGCUAAGAUCGAUGUUUUUGUAAAUAAAGUUGGGCCGUAUGCAAAUAUCCAUGAAACUUACCAUUACUAUCAGCUUCCGUUAUGUAGACCACAGAAGAUCGUUCAUAAAUCCCUGUCUUUGGGACAAGUACUAGAUGGAGAUCGUAUGGCCGAAUCAGCUUUCCUUGUCAAGUUUGGUCAAUCCAUACCAACACAGUCUUUGUGUGGUGAACAGCAUAUCCCGGAAGAAGAAUCGAGAAAACUAAUAGAAGCCAUUGAGGAAGACUAUUACUUUGAACUGAUCAUAGACGAUCUCAAAGUGAGAAACUUCAUCGGAUAUGUGACAGAGGCCAAAGUCUUUCCUCAUGAGCAUAAUGUCUUCAUUUACACUCAUUUCGCCUAUUACAUAACAGCCAACAAAGACAGCGUGCUCGACAUUGCAUUAGUCAUGGACUCUGCUCAAGAAUUACACCAUGAACAGCCAGUGCUUCUCAAUUUGAAAUACAGUGUUCAUUGGAACGCGACAGAAUUGCCCAUCUCUUCAAGAACAAAAGAAGGCGCUGUUCAUUUUUCAAAUCGCACUAUGAGAAUUCAUUGGCUUUCUGUACUAAACUCAGCGUUGUUGGUCUGCCUCCUUGUUCUUCUAGUAUCUAUUAUAAUAUUUUCAUCAGUCAAAAGGGAUUUAUCUAAGUAUAAUACUGAGGAAGAUGGUGAUUUGCUACUAGACAAUGGAUGGAAAACAAUUGGCAUGGAUGUGUUCAGGUUCCCGAGCCACCCAAUGCUGCUCAGUGCGAUCAUAGGUGUUGGGUUACAAUUCUUAGUUAUUGGUGCCUGUAUACUUGUUAUUGGCUCUCUCAAUUUGAUGAAUGUUCACAGACACGGUCUUCUCAACACUUUGAGCGUUGUCCUUUAUGCUCUAACUUCAUGCAUUGCUGGGUAUGCUUCUUCUUCCAAAUACAGACAGUUUCAAGGAAAAAAUUGGAUAGCUAAUAUAAACUUAACAUCGUUUCUAUUUGCUGGUCCUAUGAUUUUUGCUUGGUCAAUCAACAACUCUGUCUCGUGGGCGUAUCAGAGUACUCAGGCACUACCUUGGACAACGGUUUUAGUCGUUCUCGGUAUUUGGUUGGUUUUUGGCUAUCCCUUAACUAUCAUUGGAGGAAUCUUGGGACGUGGUUUGAAUUCCAAAUACUCGGCUCCCUGUCGAACGAGAACUGUUCCACGUCAACUCCCACCUUUAUCAUGCCUCUACUCCACACCAGUUUUCUCAGCUAUUGGAGGAUUUUUGCCAUUCAGUGCUAUAUGUGUAGAGCUUUAUUAUAUAUUCUCAACAAUGUGGGGCCGAGAGUCUUAUACAUUGUUCUACAUGGUCCUCAUAGUUUUCGUGCUAACGAUAAUUGUUGUUGCUUGCUGUGCUGUGGCGCUAACCUACUUUCAACUGAAUCUGGAAGAUUACCGUUGGUGGUGGAGGAGCGUUUUUCUUGGAGGGUCCGUAGGAGUGUUUGUGUUUUGUUAUGGCAUCUACUUCCUUUACUAUAGAAGUGAGAUGAAGGGCCUAGUGCAAUUAACUGAAUUUUUCACUCAUCUUUUCCUCUUGUGUUAUGUAACUUUUCUCUCUAUGGGCACAAUUUCACAUUGGGCUUCUCAUAAGUUUAUUGUAUAUAUCUUCUCUUCUGUUAAGAGUGAUUAA